GCUGGCCAGAACCAUUCUCGGGAACCAAAUUCGUGAUUCGCGGAUCAAUAACGGUGGGGCCACGCAUUCGUUGGUGGGCAAAGGGAUGUGUUGGGUUUGAUUUGGAAGGAAGGAUAUAAAUCGUCGCUGGGAAGUUGCCUGUUGGUGAUCGAUCUUGAUUGAUCUGGAUCUAGGGGGAUUGAGUGAUUGUGAAGGAAGAUCUAAUUAUCGUACUGCUGUUGCGGUAAAGAAGAUCUGUUCAAAGGAUUGUGUAAAACGAAAAAGUGAGAAGAAAUCUUGAGAGUCAAGUUCAAGAUUGAAACAAGUGCAAGAUGAUGAAAUUCGCGGUUUUAUUGGUAGCUGCCCUUGCAGCAGUAGCACGUGGAGAUGAUUUCAAUGGAUACUUUUAUCCGAAACCUAGCUGCCAAAUGCAGCUUGGACAAACCGUUUAUGUGACACAGACCGUAACCGACUACCAGUCCGCUACGAAAACGGUUCAAGUUCCGGUUCAAAACGAUGUGAUUCCUCAAACGCAAUACUCAUCAAUCUACAUCACGACAACUUACACCCAAACUGCUCCAGUUUAUCAAACGGUUACGAGCACAAGCGUCUACACCGUUCAAGGACCAGUUCAACCUCCACAGACGGUCUACAACACCAUCACAGCUCCUCCAGUAGUUUCAACCUACACUACCACGCUCAUUCAGGCAACGCCGGUGUACUCGACAAUCCGUGACGUCAGCACAGUUACCCUGCCACCUCAGGUGCUUCCAGCUCAAACCAUCUACAGCACUGUCACUCAACCUCCAGUCACCAGAACUUCAACACUUGUGUCCACAGCUACAGUCCCAGUUGUUACCACUGUUCGUGACGUCGUUACCCAGACUCUUCCUCCAGUAACCCUGCCACCUCAAGUAGUUUACUCUACUGUUCAGCUGCCAGCCCAAUACAUCACGUCAACUUCCUACGUCACGACAACAACUCCAGUUGUUCAAACGGUCCGGGACACAAUCACAAUCCCUCCAGUAACUCUGCCUCCACAAAUCCAAUACCAAACCAUCACCCAACCACCACAGACCGUCGUAUCGACUGUGAUCUCUGCUACCCCAACUCCAGUCUACAGAACCAUCACCAACACCCAGACCGUCACGGCACCUGCUCCACCGGCUCAGUUCCAAACAAUCUACUCGACCGUAACCCUACCGCCUCAGGUUCAAACCAUCAACAGCGUAGCCACCACUACCCUGCGCGAUGUCCAGUACAUUACAAUAACCUCAACGCAGUCCGGUAUCCAGUACGAUGCCCAAACCAUCUACAGCACCGUAACACUGCCAGCCGUCACCAAGACGUUCUGCGGGCCAACGAACACCUACUUACCGGCUGCCGAGGACAACACCGGUAGCCAGCAGCGAUACUCCGGCUUCGGUGGAUUCAGUCGAAACUACAACCGAUUCUUUUAAAGCGAAUUUGAGCUUUCCGACUGGGUUGCGGAAUAGCUUUGUGUAAAUAAAAUUGUCAGAUACGUAAAACAAUCUCUAGACCUUUAAGGACCCAAACUGCCAGUGCUGCUAGCGCAUUCAAUAAAUGAAUCCGGGAUCUAAAUCCACUUUUCAAUGUUACCAUUUUAGG
Molecule: messenger RNA, 1608 nt
Organism: Uranotaenia lowii
Lineage: Eukaryota; Metazoa; Arthropoda; Insecta; Diptera; Culicidae
Product: mucin-2-like
Exons: 2
Coding region: 312-1439 (375 amino acids)
Source: RefSeq, a predicted model, not a curated record